AAGAGUGAUGCGGUUUUGGGGAAUUUGGGUUUCACGGUUUGUUUUAGGAAUUUUUUAGGGUUUACCAGAGAGCCGUGUUCACCAUCAACAAGAGCUAUUCAACAUUCGAAGUAACAAAUUUUCAUUUCAAAAUGUAUCCAGUAACAAAAAAAAAGAAGAAACAAAGGCAAGAUUUCUAUUAACCAGACUGCUUCAUCAUCACCACCACCACCAUCAUCUUCAUCAUCAAUAGUUGGUAGCAGCGUUGAUUUAUUACCACAGAUUCUAUUACAGUUUCCAUUAAAAUCUCUGGUUACAUCCAAACUUGUAUCCAAACAAUGGUGUUCACUCAUUUCUAAUCCAGAUUUCCUUCACAAACAUUUCCUUCAAAAUCCGUCUCGGUUAUCAGUCUCGGGCUUAUACUGGAUCAAUAACUAUUUGGUUCGGAGACAAUCCGUAUACGGUUACAUCAAUCUUGAUCGUGGAGAUGCGAAUGGUAAUUGUUAUGUCCCAUUUGAAACCCUAAGUUUUGCUAAAAUUGAUUUUUCUAUUAAUAUUGUUCAAUCUUGUAAUGGUCUGUUUCUUUGUAGUAGUUGCUCAUUUGAUAAUGAUAAAUGUAUUUAUUACAUUCUCAAUCCGUUCACCAAGCAAUACAGUGUCUUGCCUUGGUCGAAAUUGAGAAAAAGUGGGUUCAAUUUCACCAACAAUGUCGGUUUAGUUUAUGAUCCGCUGCGGUCACCAUAUUACAAAGUCAUAUGUAUGUGGAAUAACUGUGGAAGUCGUGCGAAGAAACGGAUAGAAAUUUACUCUUCCGAAACUUCGUCUUGGAAGCGCUGUGGAGAUGAGUAUAUGGUACCUUGUACAUUGGGAACUCGUAUGCCUGGUGUUUUCUGGAAUUGUUCACUGCAUUGGAUUGAUCACGUUGCAUCUCUGAUAUAUUUUGAUAUUGAUAGGGAAGUGAUUCGGGAAGUGUCUGGACCGUACCAGGAUAUUCGACGCUAUUUUGCAGACCACACAAUUAACAGUUUCGGUGAGUUUGGGGGACAUUUAUUUUGUAUUGAGGUUUCUAAUGAGGAGCGCUCGCACUUUAAAGUAUUGGAAAUGGACACUGCUUAUACUGGUUGGAAUGUGAAAUAUAGAGUGGACUUGGAAGGACUUAGAGAUUUGUAUCCGAGAUUGAGUUUUGAUUGCGGUUACAAUUUGAUAUCUUUCGAAGAAGAAAAAGAAGAUUCACCCAAAUUGGUACUACUGAUACAUGAGAGUGAAGUAGUUAUCUCAUAUGAUCUUGGAAGUAUGAGCUCUGUCAAAAUUGGUAAAGUAGCAUCACGGCCUUACAGAAAUAAGGGUGUACCAUAUCAAAGAGACUUCAGUUUUCAUAAGUUGAUGGGGACCAGAUCUUUCAAUGGAGAUGUUGCAAAGAGAAUACAUGAAUGGAGGCAAUUCAGAUUUCAGGCAAGAAAAAAACCAAGAUUCAGAUGAGUUCACCUUGCUAGGAAUCAUCUUCAGAAACCUGCAUAAGCCAUGAUCUUUUCCUAUAACAAGGCCUAAGCCUGCUUUUAUAGUGAGUCAAAAGCUGCAUUCAUAAACUGUAGUUUAAGUCUGCAUAGUAUUUGAGGCUUCCACAUGCUAGUGGUGUCAGCUUUGGCCGUUAGUGCCCUGUGGUCCAGUUGUAUGUUUAUGGCGGAACACUGGAGACAUUAUUUUGGCUAGGUUCAAUUUGGCGGAGUUUAGUACUCUUUAGACAUGUAUCAAUUACUGCACAAGUGACAAGUGUCAGCUCAAGAUCCUGUAGGAUCUCUCACACUAGUGUGUUCUUAAUGAGGCAAGGAGUAGAAACCAAUUAUCUAAUCAGGAUCUAAACUUUUCCGAUUCUUUAAUUUAUGAUGCAUCUUAUUGUAAAAACAAUAAAUUCUGGAACAGGGGAUUAGUGGUUAUUGUGGAUUUUAUAUUGACCAGUGUAAAAUGCAACAGCCUAGCUGAUGCAGAAAGUUUGGUUAGAAACCAGGCAUUUUUCAUGGGUUCCUGGAGAAUGGUUAAUGUGUUCUUUUCAGGAGAUAAAUAACAAAGAAGUGAACCAGUAUGGAAGGCAGGCAGACAGCGUAGGGUAUUUGUAGAACUAAACUAGUGUUUGGAGGUCUCAGUACAGCUCGUAGUAGUCAAGUUAUGUCAACUUAUGUCAAGUCAUAGUAUAACCUGAUGAGAAACCCCUCUUUUGUCGACAGGGGUACACCUGUGAAUGCUAACUGAACUUUGGAAAUUAUUGUCGCUGCUAGUUUUACAGAUCGUUUGCGGCAUUUCGGUAUGACCUGGUUUGCUUGUCUUUGAUCGCAUUUUGCUGAUACUCCUGCAAGUUCAAGGAUAGCUUUUGUUGAUUCCAGGCAUCAUGGUGUAUGUUGUCUCAUAGGCAGGCAAGAGCAGAUCUUUUCAUAGAGAAAUUGCAUCAAUGGAAUAAUUCAGAUUCCAAGCAAGACAAGAAAUUAGGUAUGUGCAGCUUUUCUGCAUGAUAUUUGUAUGCAAUCGUGCAAGAGAUUUUGGGUGAGGAAGCUGUUAAUUUGAAUCUGGCAGGCGGAGAGCUAAAAUAUUACUUCGGAAAAGGCCUGAACUUGGGCAACUGUAACAAAUGAACACUAGUUUGUAAUUAUCAAAACUAACAUGUAGAUAAGAGAACUUUGCAACUAA
Papaver somniferum (opium poppy) is the source of this 2658-nucleotide messenger RNA. Its product is annotated as F-box protein At5g07610-like. The record is from RefSeq and is a predicted model, not a curated record. Lineage: Eukaryota; Viridiplantae; Streptophyta; Magnoliopsida; Ranunculales; Papaveraceae. The transcript is spliced from 3 exons. Bases 739 to 1458 code for a protein of 239 amino acids.